This is a messenger RNA of Nothobranchius furzeri (turquoise killifish), 3325 nucleotides long. RefSeq names its product solute carrier family 28 member 1 (gene slc28a1). NCBI's taxonomy places the organism in Eukaryota, Metazoa, Chordata, Actinopteri, Cyprinodontiformes, Nothobranchiidae. Gene Ontology annotation, biological process: nucleoside transmembrane transport. Gene Ontology annotation, cellular component: plasma membrane. Gene Ontology annotation, molecular function: nucleoside:sodium symporter activity. The record is from RefSeq and is a predicted model, not a curated record.
AUAAUAAGAUGUUACGAGGGCAGAGUAUAUUUCCCUGUGCUGCAUUUUACAGCUCAGCAUUUGACAACUGGGUUUGGGAGGACACAUAAUAAUGGAAGAAAACGGAGUCCGGCUCAAAAAUGUAACCCAGACCGAUGGGGAGGGAAUCUACAACCAGUCUUUUGAAAUAGGGGAGGAGAACACCGCUGACAGCAACAGUGCCAAAAGUCAAUCUAUAAAGGCUAAAAAAGGACUGGGAUCAUAUUUCAGUUAUGUCGCCAAACCGAUCAACGCCACAGAAAGUUAUGUCAAGGCUCACUCUAAAACUCUCAAAUACAUUGUCCUGGGGCUCCUCGGAGCAGGUUAUGUAGCAUACUUCGUUGCAGCGUGCGUCCUGGAUUUCCAGAGGGCCACUGCUCUCGUGGUCCUUACUUGUUUAGCAGUCGCUGCCAAAUCGUUUGAACUCGUCAAGAAGUACAAAGGAAAAAGCAUCAGUCGCUGUUUCAGACCUGCGGUCAUUUGCUUCAAAUCCAACUUGAAAUGGCUCAAGUGGGUCUUUAUUGUAGCAGUUGUGGUCCUGUUUGUGCUGUGGCUCGUCAUAGACACCAGCAAGCGUCCCGAGCAGCUUAUCUCGUUCGGGGGAGUGUGCAUGUUUAUCAUGCUUUUAUUCCUCUUCUCAGCACACAGGGCAAUGAUAUCAUGGAGGCCAGUGUUUUGGGGGUUGGGGUUACAAUUCUGUAUUGGCCUUUUUGUCAUAAGAACACAGCCUGGACUUAUUGCUUUUGACUGGCUUGGAAAACAAGUACAGAUAUUCCUGGACUACACCAAAGAAGGGUCAUCGUUUGUUUUUGGUGACCUGAUUGCUGACAUUUUUGCUUUUCAAGCUUUGCCCAUCGUCGUGUUUUUCAGCAGCGUGAUGUCAGUCCUUUACUUCCUGGGUGCAAUGCAGUGGCUCAUUUUGAAGAUCUCAUGGUUUAUGCAGAUAACAAUUGGAACCUCCCCCACAGAGACCUUGAGUGUGGCAGGCAAUAUAUUUGUCGGGCAGACUGAAGCGCCUCUGCUGAUUCGUCCCUAUUUGAAGGACAUGACCAGAUCAGAGAUCCACGCUGUUCUGACUGGUGGGUUUGCCACCAUAGCAGGCAGUGUCAUGGGGGCAUUCAUCUCAUUUGGGAUUGAUGCAUCAUCCUUGAUAUCAGCCUCUGUGAUGGCUGCCCCGUGUGCUCUGGCCAUUUCCAAGCUGUCGUACCCAGAAACAGAACAAAGUCUCUUCACGUCAGAGAAGAACAUCAAAGUGGCUUGUGGUGACGAGCAGAACAUUCUGGAGGCUGCCAGCAGUGGGGCCUCGGCAUCAAUAGGUCUGGUUGCUAAUAUCGCUGCUAAUUUAAUUGCAUUUCUUGCCAUCUUGGCAUUUAUAAAUCAGGCCUUCAGUUGGCUUGGAGGUAUGGUGGGAUAUCCUGAGAUCACCUUUCAGUUAAUUUGCUCAUACGUGUUCAUGCCCGUGGCCUUCAUGAUGGGGAUACCCUACGAUGAGAGUUUCACUGUGGCUGAGCUUAUCGGGACGAAGCUCUUUCUCAAUGAGUUUGUGGCUUAUCAGAAGUUGUCUGGACUGAAAAGCAACAGGCUAAAUGGACUUGAUGAAGUCAUUGGAGGAGAAAGACAGUGGAUCUCUAUCCGAUCAGAAGUAAUCACAACUUAUGCUCUGUGUGGGUUUGCUAAUUUUAGCUCACUGGGAAUUGUGAUCGGAGGCAUGUCUGCCAUUUGUCCUGUAAGAAGAGGGGACAUCUCAUCUUUGGUGCUGAGAGCAAUGAUCACCGGGACUUGUGUAUCUCUAGUCAAUGCAUGCAUUGCUGGACUCCUCUUUGUUCCUUCACUUGACUGUGUGCAGCUUUUUAAUGUUUCUGCCUUCGAUGCUGCAGAUGGAAACAUUCAAAAAUGCUGUCAAGACCUUUUUAAAAGCACCUUUUACAAUGGAACCAUCUGGUUUGAAGGACCAUGGGGUUCAGUCCCAAAUGUCAACGCGUCUUUCUUUAAAUGUUGUGACUGCUGUGGCCUUUCAGAUGUGCCGGUUUGUAUGUUGUGAUGAGCGGUACGUGCAUUUUGCACGCAAGGGGGUUCAGAGUCUUUACAUCUCUAACAACUAGACAAACUUGAUUUCUGUCCUUUUCUGACUUCCUACUAGAGGGAAAUGACAGAGCAACCAAAAAGUUGUAUUUCUAAGUCAAUUAUUCCAGCGAAAAUACAUUUUAAAGUAAACUGGUAUAGAAUGAAAAGGUGAUGUGCUCUGUUUAAUCUAUUGGGCCAAGUGAAAACUUCAUAAAAGUAUCAGAAAGUUGCUAAAAGAUAUAAACAAUAUAUUUUCUCUUUGGUUUGUUUUUGCAUGAGGCCUAUCUGCUGUUAGACAUUUGUGUAGCUCAUGCAUAUUUUUUUCUUUAAAUGCAUAUGAGAUCUCCCGUGUAUAGUGUUUGAUCAAUCACAUCAAUAACAUCACUUGGUCUGCCUACUUUCACCUGCGCAAUAUUAAUCACCUUCGCCCCUCUCUCACCCCCCACUCUGCUUCCAUACUUGUUCCCACUCUUGUCACCUCAAGAAUCGACUACUGCAAUUCACUCCUAUUUGGUUUACCAUAAAAGUCCAUCCAUAAGCUCCAGCUGGUCCAGAAUUCUGCUGCAUACAUCAUCUCUAAAACCCCUUUGAGUCACCAUAUCAGCCCUAGCUUCACUGGCUUCCUGUUAGACAACGCAUAGAUUUCAAAAUCCUUCUCCUCACAUUUAAAGCUAUCCAUAACCUUUCUCCCACAUACUUGUCUGACCUCAUUCACAUCAUCUCUCCCAUCCCUUCCCUCAGAUCAUAAUCCUCUGUUACUCUCUCUGUCCCACCUUUCCGUCUCAGCUAUAUGGGGAACAGAGCCUUCAGCAGCUCUGCUUCCCGUCUCUGGAAUUCUCUCCCUCAAGCCAUCCGUAACUCUGACUCGCUCUCCUCCUUUAAAUCUAGACUCAAAACCCACCUGUUUCAGACUGCAUGCUGCUAGUGUCACCUUUUCCAUCUUCAUUGAUUUUGUUAUCUAGUUUGUAUUUUUAGGCUUCUGUGUGUGAUUUUAGCUGUUUUUAACUUGGUUUCUUUGUUCCUAUUUUAUUGCUGUUAAGUGCCCUUGUGUCCCUUGAAAGGCACUUUUAAAUAAAAUGCAUUAUUAUUGUUAUUUAAUAAUUUUAUUUAUUCAAAGCCAGUAAAUGACUCACAAUGAAAAAGUACACUUUGAUUAAUGUAAACCACUGAAAUGAAAAUUUUAAGUUUACGAACUAUAAAGAGAAAUCACAUUUAAAAAAAUAAAAGUUAUGCUUGGAUUAGA